AUGAGCUAUAGACAAAAGAAAGCAGAAGCUAAUCCUGAUAGGGAUCGUAAUGCCACUGCAAACCGUGGCGAUGUAGCAGGACCCUCCAGACAAGCCUACCCUGCAAUAUCUCAGCAGACGACCUCGGCUGGGCGGCCCCUGGCAGGCUUGCCAAAACAAGUGCGCUGGCAAGAUGGCGGUGUUGUCGCAUGCAGUGAACCAGGUUGCGAGGGUUUGGGCUUUGCGAACCAACAUGCUGCUGCAGCCCAUCACAUAUUGAGGCACAACAAGACGCGUGCGGACGUCUUCGAUGCAACGUUCGGCGCAAGAGACAGCGCCGUUUCUGUCAGAGUUCAGGACAUGGAGAUACCCAUCCAUGACUUCCUGCAGGGUUCCGACCUCGCUGUCAUCACACUGCGGGACCUUCGAGACCGCCUGGCAGCCCAAGGUGACAGCUGGAUUGCGCGGUGCCCAUCACACCUUCAUGUUUGGGACAAAGCGGAGGUCAACAGCAACAUUACCACUGCGGGCCAUGAUACAGGGACUUCACCGCCUGGAGACACAACAGAUAUUAUGGGCCCCACAGCAGCUCGCAAGAGGCGUCAGGCCAGAGCUGGGGAGGGAAACCCUAAGCGUCGUCUGUGCAUCAUUGAAGAAGAACAAGAAGCGGAAGAAGAAGAAGGAGAAGAUGAUGACGAUGUGGCGCGCGUGGACGGAAACGGAGGUCACGGUGGUAACGAACGACGUGAAGCCGAUAUGCCUUCCGUUCGGGAAAGGAGCGAUGAUGACGGCCACAGGGUUGAGAGGCACGCUCGCCUUCACGAUGAGCAUCCUGACCACAGCGAGGCGUCGGGAUCUGCUGCCCUGCCCCGAGAUUCUGACACCCAAGUUGCAUGUUCGCCUUUGGAGGACUUGUUAGAAGGUGUACGAGGUUCAGCACCGCACGCAACCACGGAGCACUACCUCAGCAUGCUCACGAGGGCUGCGAAAGAUGGCCUGUUCGACCCAUCAAACAUACCCACAGAGCUCAACCACCACCUUAUGCACCUUGGAGCGGUAUACAACAUGAUGGUGUCAUUGGACGCGACUCAGGAGGAUGGCCUGUACUCGGCCUUUGUAUGCACGCUGUCCAAGAUUAGGGACACCUUGAGCACCACCGACCAUGUAAAGAUGGCCGACGCCGAGGCAACAUACAAGGCGAGCAAGGCCACCAUUGCCGGGCAUCGUGAAACCGCUGGAAGACUGAGGGCCACCAAUGAGAAGGUGGUGAAGCCACUGCUUGAUGCGUCCGAGAGGCUUGCGCGGGAGGCGAAGGAGCUCUAUGCUGCAAUCGCCAAACAGGAGGCGGCAUGCUUGGAAUCUGCGGAGCACGAGGAAGCGAAGUCAGCUUAUAGCUACUAUAAGCAGAUGGAGACCGACGUCGUUGUGAACGACAUCUUGGUCUUGGCGGCAGAUGCCAUGCCAAACCGCUUUAUGAACGACACGAUGAAGGAACUUCUGCAGUUUCCCAAGCAGCGGCAGGCAAGCCUUCCCAAGCGUGUGAACGACCCUGGAAGACCACCAGAGCUCGGCAACGACAGGGAUCUGGAGGAACCCCAGGUCAUCAAGAAGCUUGGUAGCCGGCUCGACGGUGUUUUGCAGGUUGCCAAGUGCUGGGCUCAAGGCGGUUACCAUGCAAAGCGUGUCUGCCAAUCCGGCUCCGAGGGUGGUGUCCACGAGGACCUGCCAUCACAGCCUUUUGCCAGGGGUCCUGGGACUCAAGUCGUCCCAGAAACAUGCCUGGACGACUGCCUGGCGGAGAUGCCUGAUGCACGGCAACUGGGAGCGCAAGUCCGUGGAUCUGGUGCGCCCAAGUUAGCAAUGCAGCUUGUUGGGCCUCAUGGCAAUGGUGGGCAGGAGGUGGAGACUGGCGAGGAUGAGGAAGGGGACGAGGAUGAGGAAGGGGACAAGGAUGAGGAAGGGGACGAGGAUGAGGAAGGGGACGAGGAUGAGGAAGGGGACGAGGAGGCCGCGUCACAGAACUGCAAGAAUACGGCCCGCCUGCAGGACCGAAUGCACUGCAAUAUUAUAGAAUUAUAAACCCUUCAAAAUCAUGCAAACAGAUUUUCAAAAUACUACGCCAUCAUGGAAAUCG
Volvox carteri f. nagariensis is the source of this 2113-nucleotide messenger RNA. RefSeq lists its product as uncharacterized. The record is from RefSeq and is a predicted model, not a curated record. Bases 1 to 2058 code for a protein of 685 amino acids. The transcript has 9 exons. Lineage: Eukaryota; Viridiplantae; Chlorophyta; Chlorophyceae; Chlamydomonadales; Volvocaceae.